AUGGCGGCAACGCAACAACAAGAGGCCAAGUUCUACGAGAGCGUUGAACGGGCCAAGAAAGACCUUGACGCGGUUUCGGCGCCUUCGACCACACCUAGCUCGCCUGGGCUGUCGGCAGAUAGUUCCGGAGCCAGCGUCGCCGGCAUCGACAGUCCCUCGUCACCAGCAACUCCCGCCACGGUUGCCGACUCGUUCGUCUUUGCCUUUGACAUUGACGGCGUCCUUGUGCGCGGCGGCAAGGCCAUCCCCGAAGCGAUCCAGGCCAUGAAAGUGCUCAACGGCGAAAACGAAUUCGGCAUCCACGUACCUCACAUCUUCCUCACCAACGGCGGGGGCAAAAGCGAGGAGGAGCGAUGCCGCGAUCUCUCGCGGCAGCUCCAGCAGGACAUCCGACCGGGGCAGUUCAUCUGCGGACACACGCCGAUGAGGGAAAUGGCGGCCAAGUACGGCACGGUGCUCGUGAUCGGCGGCGAGGGCGAAAAGUGCCGCGAGGUGGCCGAGGGCUACGGCUUCAAGGACGUGGUGACGCCGGGCGACAUCAUCAAACACGACUCGGCGACGACGCCGUUCCGCAGGCUCACGGCCGAGGAGCACGCCAACUCGCGGGUGCGCGACUUUGACGACGUCACGAUAGACGCCGUCUUCGUGUUUGCCGACUCGCGCGACUGGGCCGGCGACAUCCAAAUCAUGCUGGACCUGGCCAUGUCGCAGGGCGGCCGCCUCUGCACGCGCAGCUCGACCUUUGACCAGGGACCUCCCUUCUACUUCUCCCACAACGACGUCGUCUGGUCGGCCGCCCACGAGCACGUCCGCCUCGGCAUGGGCGCCCUCCGCCGCAUGUUCGAGGUCACCUUUGACGACCUCACCCACGGCCGGGGGAAGCUCACCACCCACGCCUUUGGCAAGCCCCAGGUGCCGACGUUUGAGUUUGCCUCGCGCCUCAUGACCCAGUGGCGACGCUCGCAGCACGGCAUCGCCGACGCGCCCCAGACCGUCUACUUCGUCGGCGACACCCCCGAGAGCGACAUCCGCGGCACAAACGCCGUCAACCAAAAGGCCGACAACGACUGGUACAGCAUCCUCGUCAAGACGGGCGUCUACCAGGACGGCACCGAGCCCGCCUUCAAGCCCCGCGUCACCGUCGACAACGUCCUCGACGCCGUCAACCACGGCAUCCAGCGCGAGAUGCGCAAGAAGCUGGCUUCUUCGCUCAAGAACCGUCUCGAACACCAGGCUGCUGCUGCCGCCGCCAUUGCCGACUCCGAGAUUGAGCCCAUGGCCGUCUAG
Metarhizium album ARSEF 1941 is the source of this 1287-nucleotide messenger RNA. RefSeq names its product phosphatidyl synthase. The record is from RefSeq and is a predicted model, not a curated record. Lineage: Eukaryota; Fungi; Ascomycota; Sordariomycetes; Hypocreales; Clavicipitaceae. The transcript is spliced from 2 exons. Gene Ontology annotation, biological process: glycerophospholipid biosynthetic process. Bases 1 to 1287 code for a protein of 428 amino acids. Gene Ontology annotation, cellular component: mitochondrion.